This is a messenger RNA of Tripterygium wilfordii, 486 nucleotides long. Its product is annotated as agamous-like MADS-box protein AGL80. Gene Ontology annotation, molecular function: DNA-binding transcription factor activity, RNA polymerase II-specific; protein dimerization activity; RNA polymerase II cis-regulatory region sequence-specific DNA binding. NCBI's taxonomy places the organism in Eukaryota, Viridiplantae, Streptophyta, Magnoliopsida, Celastrales, Celastraceae. Gene Ontology annotation, biological process: positive regulation of transcription by RNA polymerase II. The coding region runs from base 1 to 486 and encodes 161 amino acids. The record is from RefSeq and is a predicted model, not a curated record. The transcript has a single exon.
AUGGCUAGAGUUCCAAGAAAGAAGGUCCAGCUAGCCUAUAUAACCGAUGAGAGAGCUCGAAAGGCCACCUUUAAAAGGAGAAAGCAGAGCUUAAUGAAAAAGGCUAGUGAACUGAGCACUCUCUGUGGGAUUGAUGCCUGCGCAAUUAUCUAUAAUCCCUAUGAAGAACAGCAUGAGGUUUGGCCCUCCAAUGAAGAAAUCCAACCCAUAUUGUCUCGGUUCCACAACCUGUCGGAGAUGGAAAAGGGCAAAAACAAGGUGGAUGAUGUGAGGUUCGUUCAGCUGAGGAUCGACAAGGCAAAAAAUCAACUGCAGAAACUGUGUAAGGUUGUUAGGGAGCAGGAGAUAAUCAAUGUCAUGUUUGAAAGCCUGGUGUGGCCUGGAACGGUCCAGAAUCUGAAUUUGGUGGAUCUUAAUGACCUUGGAUUGAUCAUUCAACAACGUUUGAAGCAGAUUAACCAUGUUUUGGGGUCUCUAGACAAUUAA